GGUACACUUGUGGCGGCUGCUCUUUUGCCUGUUCAGGUGGAAGGUGCCUUUGCGGGGAGUCUCCUGCUUUUUUCCGGCUCUCCCAGGCUUUUUAAACCCCCUUCCUCACCACACACGCCUCCCGCUGUUUGGGAACUUUGCGGGACACAAAAAGCGGAGGAGGGAAGCGAACGAGGCUCUUGUCGUAAGGAAACUGACUGACACCAGCUUAGGAUGCUCCUGAUGUGUCUAGGGGGACGAGAGCUUUAGUGGAUCUUGGCAACGGGGCUGGAGGAGCGGAAGAGGGGCGGUAGUUCUUGUCCACCCACGCUAAGUAAGGGCAAAACGCGAGAAACUUCUCACUUAGUUGUGCAAUGGAAAAUAUGGAUAAAGGUAACACCUCCCCCAGAGAAGGGCUUCUGCACAGAAUGGGUCUCAAUGAUAACAAAGCUGGAAUGCAAGGACUGGAUAAAGAGAAGAUCAACAAAAUCAUAAUGGAGGCCUCCAAGGGUUCUAAAUUUUAUGAAAAUGAGCUUAAGAAAGAUAAACAGGUUAAUGAACGAAUUGAAAAAAUGCUGAAGCUAAAAGAAAAAAUAACAGAUCAACAAAUCAUGAAAACUCAGUUACAGAUGGAUAAACUUGCAAUAGAAUUGGAUCAGAGCCGUGAUCUUAGCUGUACGAUUGUACAUGUCGAUAUGGAUGCCUUUUAUGCAGCUGUAGAAAUGAGAGACAAUCAUGAACUGAGGGACAAGCCUAUAGCAGUGGGAUCAUUGAGUAUGUUGAUUGACAGGUUGCAGUCGUCUAGAGGCAGAGUUGGUGCCCUUCAGUUCCAAGAAUCAACUUCAAAUUAUCAUGCUAGGAGAUUUGGGGUACGUGCAGCAAUGCCUGGGUUUAUUGCUAAGAAGCUCUGCCCACAACUUACCAUAGUGCCAUUAAACUUUAAGAAAUAUGAAGAAGUAAGCAAAGAGGUUAGGGAGAUACUAUCUGAAUAUGAUCCUCAUUUUAUGCCCAUGGGUCUCGAUGAAGCUUACUUGAACAUAACGCAGUACUUAGAAGAAAGAAAGAACUGGCAUGAAGACAAAAGAGAACAUUUCAUCAAAACACGCAACUUUGUUCUAAAUGGCAAAGAGAAUAUAGAUGGAUUUGACACAUCAACACUGAGUGAAGAUGCACACUCCUGUUCACCAGUAUUGUUUGAUGAUGAUGAUUCUCUGAUGCAUAAGCAAGCCGUUGACCCUUUGCUGCACUUGGAAGAACAGACACACCAGCGAUCAACAAUCCAAACAAAUUCAGUUGUCUUUGGAAUGUCAGCUGAGCAAGUUGUGGAGGAAAUUCGCUUUAGGAUUGAACAAAAAACGAAUCUGACUGCCAGUGCUGGCAUUGCUCCAAACAUGAUGCUGGCAAAAAUGUGCAGUGAUAAAAAUAAACCUAAUGGUCAGUACAGAAUUCUCCCAGAAAGAGAAGCUGUGAUGGACUUCAUCAAAGAUUUACCUAUUAGAAAGGUACCUGGCAUAGGAAAGGUAACAGAGAAAAUGCUUAAAGCUCUGGGAAUUGUGACUUGCACAGAACUCUACCAGCAGAGGGCACUGAUAUCUCUUCUCUUCUCUGAAACAUCUUGGCGUAAUUUCCUAGAAAUCUCUCUUGGUUUGGGUUCCACACGUUUGGAAAGAGAUGGAGAGAGAAAAAGUAUGAGUACCGAGAGGACAUUUAAUGAAAUAAGUGCAGCAGAACAAUACAAGUUGUGUCAAGAACUUUGCAAUGACCUUGCUCAGGAUUUGAAAAAGGAAGGACUUAAAGCUAGAACUGUUACUUUAAAGUUGAAGAAUAUAAACUUUGAAGUGAAAACAAGAGCUACUACAGUACUGUCUGCAGUUUCUACUGAAGAAGAAAUAUUUGCCCUUGCUAAAGAUUUACUUAAAUGUGAAAUGGACAGUGUGGCCCCACAACCUUUACGCCUAAGACUGAUGGGUGUACGAGUAUCAAGUUUUCUAAAUGAAGAAGAAAAGAAGUACCAACAAAAGAGCAUAAUUAAUUUCUUGGAGCCAGGGAAACUAGUCAACACUUUUAGACUCUCUCCUAGGAAAUCUGGUGAGGAACACUUUCCAAAAGCAUCUGAGAGUUUUUUCAAUAAAAAACGAGCUACGAGACAGCAAGCUGAUCAAGGACCUUGUACAAAUGAGUCUUCGAACAAACAGUAUUUUCAAGAUAUAAAGUCAUCUGUGACAUCACUUCAACAAGCAAAGGAUAAUGAACAUCAGAUCUUCAUUUGUCCCAUCUGCUUUGAAGAGCGCCAAGAUAGCACUUUAGAGGCAUUUAACAGGCACAUUGAUAAGUGCCUCAGUGGAUCACUGGAAAAAGAUUGCACAGAAAUUACAAAUGGCAGCAAACCAUGGGAGAAUGUGACUAAUCUAUCUGUGGACAGCAAAAAGAAAGAAUGUCAAAAAGAUAACACACACAUGCUACCGGCUGAAGUGCAACAAAUAGAUGUGGUUGAUAAAGCUACCAAUAGUAGCACAGAUGUUUUUCCUAAACUGGAAGAUGAUGAACACAGUAAUAAUAGUGACUGUAGUCUUCCUGCAGAUUUUGUAUUUGGCAUGAGUGCAAAACAUGACUUUUCUUCUAAAGCCUCGACAGUGAAAAAAGGAAUACAUUUUAAAGAGUCCAGUUGUACAGAAAUCAAGUCACCAUAUUUUUCUGACACAGCUGAAAAUAAUAUUUUAGUUUGUCCAGUCUGCAAUUUAGAACAAAGAACAAAGAACCUUGCAUUAUUUAACAGGCAUGUGGAUGUUUGUUUAAACAAGGGCAUUAUCAAGCAGUUAACAGAAAAUUCAAAAAGUGUGGGAAUCAUGGACAGAGGGAAUCAUGGACAGAGUACAAAUAGCACAAUGGGAACAAAACGAUCUGGAACAAUGGCUUCCCAUUCCACAUCCAAGAAAGCCAAGUCAAAUAAUUCUAAGUGCACUAUAGAAACAUUUUUCAAAUGAGUGCAAUACAUUUGAAGGACACUUGGAUUAUUGUUAUGGUACAGUAGUUUUGCUAUAAAGUAUGUUGCUCAGGCUUUGCCAAUCACUCACCAAUGUUAGAGAUGAUUUUGCACUUUUAAAAUUACUACUCUCCUCUCAAAUUUAUUUAUCUCCUUACAAUAACUUUUCAUAAUAUCAGGGAUGACAAUUAACUGAAAGUUAAUUUUGUUUUGCUGAGCUUAGUGUCCUGUACCAAGUCUCUCUUUGAAAGUCAGUGGUUCCUACUAUGCCAUGAUGCUGAUGGCUGUCAUUUUUAUAGCUUGGACAUGGAAGAAGAGAGUGAAGAAGAUUGGGGUCUCAGUUGCUGAUGAACAUAUCAACUUCAUAAAUCAGAUCCUGUUCAGUUAAAUAAUAUCUUAAAGUCAAUUUCUAUAGAGAAAAUGCACUGAAGAAAAUAAUGGCACUUGGUGCAGUGCAAUUAUAGUAUAUUUAGCAACAUAAAUUCAAGCACUUACAGUAAGAUCUUGUUUAUAUUGGGACAUGCGUGCGCACAUGUUCUCAGAGAAAUUCUAGCUCCUGUUAAUUUAAACAAGAGAUCUGUUAUCUAUUCAUUGGUGGUUAGAAAUUAAUGCACUAUAUAGACCAAUUGAAUACAGGCCAACUAAGUUAACUGCAUGUAGAUAUUGUACUUUGAACACAGGCCAGCUCAUUUGAUUUUAAUAUUAGUCUGUCUCAUUUAAAUUAUAAUAGCACAAGUUUAUUUUAGACUUGUUCACCUUCUUUAAGAGCUUGCCAGCAUGUAAGAGCUCUUGCAAGAGGCCUGAGCUGUACUGCCUGUGUCUUUUUUGCUGUGGCUUAAUAGAAAACCUUUAGUGUAUUUGUCCAAAAAUAUUUGGACAAAUAUUUUUCCUCCUAUGACUGACUCCACUUCAAGGGGGGCAGUUCAGUUAGUCCAGUUGAUUUUGGUAAGACUAUGCCUGUGUAACAGGUCCAGCAUAAAAAACGCAGGAUAGAAAUCUGUUCAAUGAAAUACAUCCUACCUAUAUCCCUAGUUCUCAAAUAAUGAAUUUCAUACACCUAGGUGUAAGACAUCCUCAGCUUUUAAGUGAAGUGAUUUUACCAGCAAUUUUUCUAAUUUAAAGAAUAUGAAGGAAAAGAUAUUUUACUUUCUAAAUGGUAGUAGUAGUAUAUAUUUGCGUUUAUAUAAUUCACAUGUAUUUUAAUUUAUUCAUAAUAUAUUCACAGUGUAACAUAUUCUACAGAACAAUUUUCUCAGACUUGCAUCACAAUCCUAACCAUGUUUGUUUAGAAGCAGGUCCCACUGAGUCUAAUGGGUCUUACUCCAUAGUACGUAUAUCUAGGAUUGUAGCCUCAGGUCUGAAAUUGUUGAAGCGGGGAGACUCACUGUAAAAUGAAAUAACCAAAGCUUUGUAAAAUAAAUGUACACUGUUAAAAUGAUAUUUUAACUUCUCAGCAGUAGCAAUUCAGCUUCUCUGGUUCCACAUGGUCAAUCUGUGUUUUGAAAACAAUCUUAAACAAAAACAAUCUUAAACAGCCCAAUCCCAUGCAAAUAACUCAUUUAAGUUGCUGUGGUGACGUUGUGAAAGCCAAGUCAUUAUCCAUUACUUGACAGAUGGGCAAAAGUAGCAACUCUGCUUAACUUUCAGUAAAAUUCACUGGCUGACAUCCAGACUAAAUUACUCAUGAACAAUCCCAAUCGUGACUAACUUGUUCCAUUAUCUUGUCUUGACCUCAGAGGUUGACCAUCAUCUAUAGAAACAGAAUUGGGUUAACAGAACAAAUUAGCAUAUAUGCAUUUUUCAAAGCUACCUUUGACCCAAUUUCUACCUCUUUUUUCCUUCAUUUCCCCUCUCAUCAUCUUACCCAAUAUACCCUUCACAGAUUUCUCCAUAGCUACACUCUCCCUCCCUCCUCACUUUCAUGAUCAUUGUUGUGCUGAAUAUAUAAAAUAUAUUUACAAUAAGCAGUAUAUUAAAAACAUUUCAUAACACCAA
Hemicordylus capensis (graceful crag lizard) is the source of this 4957-nucleotide messenger RNA. RefSeq names its product DNA polymerase kappa (gene POLK). Gene Ontology annotation, cellular component: nucleus. The transcript has 16 exons. Gene Ontology annotation, biological process: error-prone translesion synthesis. Gene Ontology annotation, molecular function: DNA-directed DNA polymerase activity; damaged DNA binding. Bases 354 to 2963 code for a protein of 869 amino acids. NCBI's taxonomy places the organism in Eukaryota, Metazoa, Chordata, Lepidosauria, Squamata, Cordylidae. The record is from RefSeq and is a predicted model, not a curated record.